Molecule: messenger RNA, 7548 nt
Organism: Acanthoscelides obtectus
Lineage: Eukaryota; Metazoa; Arthropoda; Insecta; Coleoptera; Chrysomelidae
Source: the annotation of a GenBank genome assembly
GCCGACAUAGGUUUUUUAAAUAUUCUUAUUUGGUUAUGUUUUUAUGCAUUUUUUCCGUUAAACUCGAUAUUUUGCUUACAAAUGCAAGAUUUUCAUACACUGCAAUGAUAGAUUUCGAAGAAAUUAUGAGUUCAUAUGAAAUCCGGUAAUUAUAAAGGAAGAGUACAAUGUUCAAAACUACAGCUAGUCAAAGUUCUUCGCAAGAUAACAUCGAAAAUUACAAUGAAAGAACAGAGGAACUAUAUAGACCUUUCUUCAUUCAUCCCACAACAUGUGUAAUACUGGCAGAACAUAUACUAACAUUGAUGCCUCCAGAAAGAAAUGUCAUACUAGCUAUGAACGAAUAUGCCAUCAGAGACAUCAACCCAACUCAUCCAGACUCCCCUGACUCGCCAACUCAUGUCAUUGUAUUCUGCAUCCGGCUCAUUACAGCUGAUGUUUGCCAACCAAUUGGAGGCUUACUUAUCUAUAGAGAUGAAGACCAAAGUUAUUUAUUGGCAGAAUGUCUGAAAGCCUAUAUUAAUGAUCUUUGGAAACUUGGUCUUUUUGUUAUGGCAACAGUAUCUCCUCCAUUUGAAACUUUCAAAAAAAUGUUUAGCCACAUAGUGCCAGUGGACUGCUCGGCAACAGACUCUGGCCCUCUGUCUUAUUCUGUUGCCCCAAUUAAAGAAAUAGUUCAUAUCUAUGAUAUCCAGUUCCUCCUCAUCAAGUUGCAAAACCUUUUAAGAGAAGGAGAUAUCAGGUUUGAGGAGAAAUGUCUGGAUGACAGAAGGGUUUACAGAGCUUCUUGGUCAGAUGUCCGUGUGUUAUCCAGUUAUUCAGUAGAAUAUAGAAUGCUUGAUGAGAUUAUGAAGCAAACAAGGGAAGUGUCCAGACGUGUACAUGUUUUUACACAUCCAAUCUAUCAGCAAUUGACUGAGGCUGAAGCAAAAGGCUUACUUUCAACAGAAGCUACUGGAACUGUAGUUUUACUGAAUUGUGUAAGAUCGUUUACUAGGAUUAUCGAAAUGGAUGUUGUAGAUGUGGGAAAUUUCCUAAAAACAAACGAUUGGGAUGGACUGAUAGAUAUUUUGCACACAAUGACUUUCCAAAACUCUAAAACGCGAACUUGUACCAAAGAAAAGAAAGCUUUUUCAAGGAUUGUCGAGUGUGACUCGGAUGCAAAGCGUAGACUGGAUUUUUCAGAUUCUGGGAAUGCGUGUGACAGAUUAGCAGAUGGUUUAGAAGACAAGCUGUUCAUUGAUAGUGAUAAAGAUACUGUUAAAAAAGCAAAAAGUAAGAGGAGCAAAAAGAAUACUCUUGCUAAUGAAGAAAUAUCACCAAAUCAGACAGAUAAGAAGCUCAAAGUAAAAGAAGCAUCUGUCAAUAAUGCCAUAGUAUUAGAUAGUAUAUCAGCAGUAAGUAAGUGUACCCAAUCUCAAUCAGAUAGAACCUGUGAUAUAGAUAAAAAUAAUAACAGUGAUGAUAGUAUAACUUCUAAUGAAACUAACGCACGAGACGAUUGUGAACAUAGAAAGAGAAAAACGCACAAGAAGAAAGCAAAAAGUGAAGGGUCUAGUGAAGAUUCCCUUAACAAUUUCGAUUUCGUAAUAAACAGUCCACGCCAGUUUUUCGAAUCUAUGAUACAGUGCAAUAAUGUAGGCCCUGAGAAGCCAAUCAAGCCAAAUAGGCUGGGUCUUGUAGACAUAAAUAAUCUAUUAGAAGAUACUAAGGACCGUUUAGAAUCAAAAGAGAUCAACAAUGAAUCUUCCAUUCCGAAUAGUAAAGAUAUUUUUAGUUCAAAAAGUGACGACGAGACUGAACAUUGUAUUACUGCAAGCUGUGAUAAAGUACCUAAUAUAUUAGAGUUAUUAAGCAAGGUAGAUGUUAACGAAUGUACUAAUAGUGAGUUUAAGUCGGACACCACGAGAAGUGAGAUGCUCUGUACUGUAUAUGGAGUGCGCAGAUUACUGAAAUUAUUGAUAGAUAGACGGAUCCGGAUAGCAAAACCAGAUGCUUUUCUCAUCGACCAUGUCGACUUUUUUGUCACGACUAUCAAGAGGGAAAGAAACGGAAUUACCACGGCACAACACUACGGCCAUAACUAUGAAUUUCUAAACGCAGAGUUAGCAUUCACAGCAAUGAGUAAUAGCACCGGAUUGUUCUUGGUUUCCAAGUGAUAGACACAGUUUCUUGUUAACGCGUUCAUGCCACAGUCACCAGGUACACACAGUAAUGGAAGCCAAUGGAAGCAUUACUACUGUAAGGCUCGUAUUCAUGAAGCCCUCGUCAGUUAAGACCGUUGCUGUCCAGUAGUAUUAUCUUUUUUUCUAACAGCUUGAGUAUAAUAUUUUGAAUUCGACCCGUCACUGGCGCCGGACCAAAUAUUCUUUCAGAAUUUUACCUGUUGGAAAAACAUACCAAUCGUGCAACGUUUCCACUGAUAUGCAUUUCUGUACCAUUUUCGCAGUUUUGGUAUAAGCUUGUUCUUUCACGCAUUCUGGUGCACAGUGUGGUGUAUAUAUUUUGCAUCGCACUUUGCAACCACUUUUGCAUACUUGUCAAAAUGAGUGAGCUGGAAUGUAGAAAGUGGAAGUCAGAAAUUAUAACGAUAAGCAAGACAAGAUGAUGCCACAAAAAUAACAGAACUCAUUCAGAACAGGUUUUUUGUCCUCUUUCUUGAUGCUACCAUACACCGCUUAAGGCGGCUCCGACGAAGUGAGUUUCAAGCCAUUUACAAGGGUUCAGCUGCUUCGAAACUGACACUACAUUUUUCAGUAUUUUUGACUGAAAUUCAUAGAGUAUGUUCAGAAGACAAUUGUCCAGGGUACUAUUGGAGCGAUUUUCGAAAUUAUGUUAUUGCACAAGAUUUAUGGUGGGUUGAAAUGCUUACUUUUUUUGUUGAACGUCGAUAUUUUUUAAAAUCAGCAGUGUAAAAAAUGAAAAAGUGGCUCGAUAGAACACUGUAGGGUUUUGUUUUCGGCACACUGAAAAAAUUUCAUCCGAAAAUAUUAAAAAAUGUAGCGUCAGGUUCGAAACGCGCAAACCUCUACAAAUGGGAUUUUGCACGUACUUUGUCUGUUUCUUGCUGCCAGCGCAAGCGACGCGGCGGUAUGUACGCACUAAGAAAGGAGGAAUUCAGAUAAUUUGGUAAUCCUAUUUCAUAUAAUAUCGUGUAAUAUAAGUAAUUCUGCAAAUGCGAAGUAAAUGUUCGUAACUAGUUACGUAAAUAUAACUUCUGAACUUAUGCCCCGGUUGUUUCUCUGAUCUAUCUAUCUUACACUGGUCAAUAAACGAAACCUAAGAUGGUGAAAAUACUGCUUCAGCAAAUUGAAAAUUUUUACUCCUCUAUCUUACAGCCGUUUUACUUCGCACCCAGUGGCGCGAAAAAUUUCGAAAAUGAGAUGUUAUGUUUAUAAGGUCUUAUAUGACAUCUACAUCACGAAAAACUAUAUCUCUCAUUUCCGUCUGUCUGUCUGUUAGUCCUUUGGCAAUCUAAAACUUGAAAAUUACCGCUGGGAUUUUUAUGAAAUUUAAACACAAGAUAUGCAAAAGCUUUGUAGUCCAGUAGUUUUUCUGCUAGAAUUGCUACAUGAAUUUUACGUGCGUAUUUCUUUCAUUUAUCAAAAUAUUGUCUGGUGGUUGAGGUAUUUAUUAUAGGUGAAAAUAAAAAUAUAUCUAGUACCUUUCCACGUCAUCUAGAAAAAUUUUAGCGGAUGAUCGAUUUGCAAGCGGGUAAAUGUUUUUAUUAUUACCAAAAAUCUUUGUUCUCAUUUCAUUUAUCAAAACAUUGCCUGGUGAUUGAGGUAUUUAUUAUAGGUGAAAAUGGUAAAUGUUUCAUUUAAACAUGACAACCUACGUCAUGUAUAAAAUGUGUUCAGAAUGAAUUUAAACAGUUAAUGUAUAUUUAGAUGUAAAGAUAUGCAAAGGAUUUUUUGAUUGCUUACUAUUGGUUUUGCUUUAAAUUCUGUAUCCCUUUCCAGUAAAAAAAUAAGGUUUAAGUAAAAGUGAGACCUGAAGGAGCACGUAGAGUCUCGGGGUUCCUUUUUCUUCUAAAAAACCAGCACAGGAAUAUUUUGCAUAUCACAUUUGUUGUACUUCAGUGACAUACAUUUUUUGAAAUCAAAGUGGAAUAUUUGAUACUUAUAAAGUCCACCGCAUUAAACUAAUUCAUAUUUAAUAUUCAUCAAUGCAAAUAAUGCUAAAAAAUCCUUUCAUAUUGUCAUUUUUGUAUAUAUUCGUCAUACCUAGAACAUAAUAAACGUACGCGAAUGUAUGUCUUUAUCAUCGAUGGAACUAAAUUUUGCCAUUUUCAUUAAGAGUGCGUAAUUAUAUAAUUAUAAAUAUUUCAAAAGUAUAUUUUACAUGUGACCAGUAUUAGUUUUAAAGACUCUUAAUUAAUAGUGGCAGAUCAUGAUAUUUUUUGGAUUGACCAAAGAAAAAUGUUAUGAUCUCUCAUUUAGCUUAACUGCAGAAUCUGAUCUUUUAAAUUUAUCAAAAUGCAGUCUGGCAUUCUCAGUUAUCGAUUCAGGAAUUUAGGGAUGUUUAAAUCACUGAACUCCCGCCGAGUGCAUUCUUUAAUUUGAAGUAUGUGGGUAAAGUGCCUGCAGUGUUUAAAAUUAUUUGUAUACACUUUUUGACAGUUGUUUUUUGUAGCCAUUGUUAUAGUUAAAAAGUUUUUGUUGUUUUGAUAGUAAGUAAUCCUUCAAGCAACAUAAUUUGCGGUAUAUAAAUGAUGUUUUAGCUGUGUACUUUUAAGGAUGCCGAUCCGCGCCACGAAAGCGACAUGAUAUAGCGACCCGAGACGCAGCCGGGAAACUAGUGGCACAGAUUAGAAAACAACUGAAACUCUCCUGACAGUGCCAAGAACGGCCGCCAUUCAGGCGGAGAAAAUCUCAUGUAAAUUAUUUCCCCAGUAUACCGAUAAAAGAGGUUUUAGUGUUCAGCAGCAUCAGCCGGUGUUACCGCGUACGAUGGCAGCGGCCGCAUAUAUUUUUUUGCAAUCUUAAAAUGAUAAUAUUUGGCAUUUUUACUUUGACUAUAAGUUUUCUAAUCCAAAUUUAUUUUGAAGCUUUUUCUUAAAUAAAUAGUCAUCAAUACCCCGUCGCCUCUUUUUGAACAAAGAUACUCCUUUUCGUUAUUAAUUCACAUAAAUUACACCGGAACAUAUCAAAAUAUCAAAUGAUUGUGCCAAUUCGCUCUAGUUCAUUACUCACAUUUUUACUUUGUCUAUGAGGUUUUCUAAUCCAAAUCUCUCGCCUAAACCUUCAACCUCCUUCGUUUCACUAUUGUCUGCUUGAAAUAAACAUGCGCUUAUUUCACUUUCUACUGUAUUCAUGGUUUUUCCAUUGAACGUUUCUAAACCUUUGGUGCCAUGUCCAUAAAGUUGGUCCAGCGUGUUUCUAUCGUCUGCAAUUGAUAUAGAAUCGAAAAGCAACACGUCACAUCAUUGGAGGUGCCAGAACUUCAUUGCAAAGUUCAAAAACUUCGUUAGAGGUGUCGGAAAUCACGGAGGAGACUCUGAACGCCGAUGAGCGCAUUACUGAUGAAGACGUGUCACUUUUUGAGGUGUCCAUAAUCUCGGAGGAGACUCUGAACACCAAUGAAAGCACUACUGAAUCGAAAAGUAACAUGUCUUUAUUCUGCUGCUAUCAUCAAUGCUCAAAUUCUCUUCCGGGAUUUUUCACACAUCUAACGGAGGUUUUGAAUUUUGCAAUGAAGUUUUGGAACCUUCCAAUGAUGUGACGGGUCAAUUUUCGAUUGGAUCUCAACUGCAGAUGAUAAAAACACGCUGGAUCAGCUCUGUAAACAUUGUGCGAAAGGCUUAGAAACGCUCACAUUGAAAAGAGAAAUAAGGGCAUGUUUGUUAGACAGACAAUAGUAAAAUCAAUGAGGUGAUCGGUUUGGCGAGAAGCUGUUUGGAUUAGAAAAUCGCAUAGUCAAAGUGAAAAUGUUAGUAAAGGACCAAAGUGAAUUGGCACAAUCAUUUGUACAUUUUGUUAUAUUGUAGUGUAGUUUGUAUGAAUUAAUAAUAAAAAAUGGUACGUUUGUGUGAAAAGAGGCGACGGAGUAUUGAUUAAAAAAAAUACAACUCCAUUUUAUAGCAAUUUUCUGAUUCACCGACACCUUGUAUACGUAUAUAAAAUAGAUAUUGCCUGAAAAAAUGUAUAUCAGGCCCUACAACUUUUUCAUACAACUAUUUUUCCCAAAAUGUCAUGGAACAAAGUUAAAAGGGACAUUCCACUAAUUCCAGCAUCAAAAUGGUUAUGAAGAAUUGAUAGAUAGUAGGUACUGAUGACAUAUAAAUUAUCUUCUGCUUCCUAUUUUCACAAUAAAUGCAUCCCACUGCAAGUUUUUAACUAAUCUCUCCGUCUGAAAAACAGUAUUUUUUAAUAAGAGGGUGAUUCUAAACAUAUCGAAAAUAUAAUAAUAUGUAUAAUAUCUUUCGCAAAUGUGCUUUCCCAUGUUAAUUAUAUGAGGCACAUAGAAUAAUAAUGGUCAAACUCAGAUGUUCCAGUAUUAUCUUGAAUGCAUUUAUACCAUUUUUCAGUGAACUAUAUUGAAUUCAAAUCAAGGAGUUAGACUAGCUUUAUACUAAUAGAUCUAGGUAGAUUGACACCUUUUAUGUGGAUGGCGCGAAUUUUCAAAAGACUGGAUUAAGACCAUUAUUAUUCUAUGUGCCUCAUAAUAUGAUGAAUUACAUAUAUUAACUUAUCUUAUCCAUCCCUUGGGUAAUGAUUCCUCAGGUAAUUUUAUGAACAAAAACUUUGCUUAUGUCUGCAAUGUCAUAUCUUUGUAUAAAAAUUUAUUGCGCCAGUAGCUCCAUGUUAGGCAACUAGAUUUGUUUUUAAAAAUUGUUAUUCGUCAACAGUGGCAAAAGGAGUUACCAUUUUGAAGUGUCAAUCAAAAACUGUCGAAAGAUCAGAUGAGAAUUUUUACGUAGGAGUGAUCAAGCCAGUCGGAAAAAGAUCACAGUGAAAAAUGUCGGUCGUGUACCAUUACUUUGUAAAAGACGCCACUGGUGGCGCAGUAAAACAACUUACACUAAAAUAUUUCGUUUCAUAUCCCCUUUAGUAUACCAAAACUAAAAAUACCGAAGUACUUUCGAAGAUAUGAAAUAAAAAAUGUCUCUCAAAAUUUUUCACCUUGUAGCCAAAAAUUCUCCAUAAAAUUAUUUUGAGGAAUCAUAUUGAGGAAAAUUGGCACGUCAUUAAGGAAAAUUCUGAGACUUGAGUAAAUCAGAACCCCCUAGGGUACAUCACAGAGGUGGACAUGACACACUUUAGUUGCAAGUUGCAUUUUUAUAUUGUAGUCAUGCGGAAUUGAAUACUUAUUUCUUUGUGAUGUUUCCGAAAUCAAAAAUGACAUUUUGACUCUUGCUAAUAUGCCAUCUUUUAAUUCAUUAUUACAAUACGUUACGAUAAUAACUGGAAGUGCCGGAAUUUGUAUUUAUUAUUUUUAGUAUCGAAAUUCAAUAUCAAGCAGAGAUACAAGUUUAUACAGAAUUUUUAUUUUAUUUUUCAUGAUUUACAAAGCUUUAGUUUUUGUUUUAUAUGUCGUAUAUUUUAG